CGGCACUGUGCGAGCGGCAAGGCGCAGCAGACUCCGCCUGAGCAGCACGGCUCCAUGUAGAAAAACAGAAGAAAGAAGAAAAAACACGAAUACUUCGUGAUAACAGCUGGAUUGUCUUCAAAUGAGCUACUAUGUAUUUGGGCACGGAGCACCCACGUAUUCGCCAGUAGCCUAUUCUAUCGAUAGGGAAUAAUCAGGCCAGUGACGGGACUGGUAUUGCUGGCACCUUAUAAACAACCAGAUGACGGCGCGAGCACUCAUAGCAAGUUGACAAACUGCGUGCGUGACAGACACUAAGGAAACAAGUUUGACAUUAAGGCUGUCAACUCAGUUUGUAGACGGACCAGCAACGGACUUGUUGUAGCAGCAUGUUCGGUGUUUGUCAGAACGGCAUCGGUGUUUGAAUGACUCGGACCGGGAGGACAUAACUCGGCAGCGCUAAGGUUUUCGACAUGCCAGAGAAUGUUACGUUCCUCAGGAACCGCACGACGGAUCCGGAGCACAGCCGUGCGCUGGGACCGGGAGCGCGUCCCGCAUGGGUUAUCACGGUGCUGGCCACCGUGCUGAUAUUCACCACGGUGGUGGACGUCUUGGGGAACUUACUGGUCAUCAUCUCGGUGUUUAGAAACCGGAAACUUAGAAACGCAGGGAACGUGUUUGUGGUGAGCCUGGCAUUUGCUGACCUGGUGGUGGCCUUCUACCCCUAUCCUCUGGUGCUCUAUGCCCUCUUCCAUGACGGCUGGUCGCUGGGAGAGACUCAGUGCAAGGUGAGUGGUUUCCUGAUGGGUCUGAGUGUGAUAGGAUCCAUCUUCAACAUCACCGGCAUCGCCCUCAACCGCUACUGUUACAUCUGCCACAGCUUCGCCUACGACAAGCUGUACAGCUACCGCAACACCCUGCUGCUGGUGGCACUGAUCUGGGCUCUCACCCUGGUCGCCAUCGUGCCCAACUUCUUUGUGGGCUCGCUGCAGUACGACCCGAGGGUCUACAGCUGCACCUUCGCUCAGGACGUGAGCGCUUCCUACACCAUCACCGUGGUCGUCGUCCACUUCUUCGUGCCCAUCGCAGUGGUGACGUUCUGUUACCUGCGGAUCUGGAUCCUGGUGAUCCAGGUGAGGCGGAGGGUGAAGUCAGAGGUGCGCCCUCGCGUGAAGCCCAGCGAUGUCAGGAACUUCGUCACCAUGUUCGUGGUGUUCGUGCUGUUCGCCAUCUGCUGGGCGCCGCUUAACUUCAUCGGGCUGGCGGUCGCCAUCAACCCCAUAACCGUGGCGCCGCGCAUCCCAGAGUGGCUCUUUGUGGUCAGCUACUUCAUGGCGUACUUCAACAGCUGCCUUAACGCCAUAAUCUACGGCCUGCUCAACCAGAACUUCCGCAAGGAAUACAAACGCAUUGUGACGUCCAUGUGGAAGCCACGCCUGUUCUUCCAGGAAACGUCCCGGGGUGGGACGGAAGCCGUGAAGAGCAAGCCCUCGCCUGGACUCAACAACAACGAGCAGGCUAAGGCUGAAACCUUGUGAAGGUCCAGGCUUUCUCCUCACCUCCCCAUGACCCUCCCCUGACCCUCCCUCUUUACCUUCCCCUGUUUCCACCUCCUCUUCACUUUACCUCACUCUGCUCCCCUCCCCACUUUACCUCACCCUGCUCCCUUUCUCUUCUCACCCUCCCCACCUCACCUCACCUCACCCCCCCUCCUCACCCUCAUCCUGCACCCUUUCUCUCCUCCUCGCAUUCUCCACUCCUCCCCCUCCUCCUCUGUGUUCCUGGCGAUGGUAGGGUUCCAGUUCUGAUCUCUAACUGACUGCACCGCUGUGCUUCGUCAAAGCCUCAAUGAACUCCUGUGAAGGAAUGUAUGAAAGCAGACAGUGAUGACCGGCUGUGCUCCUCAUGGCUGUACGAGUGCCAUUCAUGAAGCGUUCUAACUUAGUAUGUCCACCUCAGGGUGCCUGUCUCCGCUCUGCUGGAGCUUUAUGCAUUUUUAACGGAAGCACCAAAAGUUGUAUUUAUUUGUUUUUACUUCCUACGCUGUUGAAUCCAUUGGUCUCCAAGGUGUUUAAAUGAAGCUGUGUGUCGUGCCAAAUUACAUAGCUUCUAAAGUGAGUUCCCCUUUAGUUUUUUUUAGUACAUAGUUCAUAUGAUGUGAAAUAACUUACCAGUGUGGUCAAGAAUGUCUCAAACGAGCCUCACAUUCUUACUAUAAUAAAGGUGCCUACUUCUUUCCGCCUCAAACUAAAGAUUUGCCAAAAACAAGCUCUGAUCACCGAUGAUGGUUAGGCGGGUCGGUAGUUAGGGCCAGUCAGGACCAGCUUGAACCUGGCAUGGAGCCAGAGGGAUGACCAGAAGAUCAGCUGCUGGUUGUGAUGUUCCCGUCACUUUGAAGAGAGCCUAUUCUGAAACAUCAUCAUUGGUCCUUCAAAAGCACAAUAAAAUCCAGAGACCACUGUACAAAUGCAGUUUACACAGUUCACUUGUACUCUUAGUAUUUACAACAAAUAAACAUUUUCUAUGCAUUUAACACUUCAUAUCAUUUACCUUAAACACUGCUGAGGACAGCAGUAUUCAGUGCUCUAUGCUAAUAAAGCUACUGCUGUUAUGAAGUUAAUCUUAGUACAAAAACCAAGUGAAUGAUUCUGUCUCUCUGACCUAGUCCCUGUGACUCUGCACUCCACGUUGAGGAAGAACGUGCAUGAACUGUUAACUGCUUUGAUUUAUUUUUUUGAUGUUUAUUUAGCUUUUUUCUGAAGAGAUGAGAUGGUUUCUGGUUGCCAUGCAACAUGCUGCUUAGUGUGAUGAGGAGGAAGAGGAUGGGAAGAAGGAAAAUGCUGUUGUGGAACCUUGUAUGUCUGCAUGGAAGAGCACUGGGAGGACCAGCUACAGACAUGUCUUGGUUUAAAGUAAAAAAGGAGAAAUGCAUAGUAUUUAUUGCUGUGACUUA
This is a messenger RNA of Osmerus eperlanus (European smelt), 2932 nucleotides long. RefSeq names its product melatonin receptor type 1Ba (gene mtnr1ba). Gene Ontology annotation, biological process: G protein-coupled receptor signaling pathway. Lineage: Eukaryota; Metazoa; Chordata; Actinopteri; Osmeriformes; Osmeridae. Gene Ontology annotation, molecular function: melatonin receptor activity. The coding region runs from base 453 to 1517 and encodes 354 amino acids. The transcript is spliced from 3 exons. The record is from RefSeq and is a predicted model, not a curated record. Gene Ontology annotation, cellular component: plasma membrane.